GCCUCCGUGGUUCUAGUAUCUUCAGUCCUUUGGCCAGCCACCAGCAGGUGGGCAGAUGUCUCUGCGUGUUCCUACGGACGCUCAGGAAGAGCGAGUGCGCAGGAGUCAGCAGCCGAGGUCCCAUCUCUCAGCGGUCCCGGAACAGCUCAAGCAGGGAAAAGGGACGCUCCCCAGAAUGUGAGAUUCCCACCAGGAAAGGCUGUCUGUUUGACAGCCCCUACGACCUACGCGGACCGUGCUGCCACCCCGAGUUGUCCUUUGAGUGUGCGGGAGUCAAAGGUGUUGGGCCAGAGCAGCAGCAGCGAUUCCUGCAUCUCUUCGAGACGGCGCCAACCUGCACCCAGCCUAAGCUUCAGGCAGCCCCGAGACGUCCUUUAGUGCUCUGAGAGUCAGCGCGGCCCGGGGUCCCGGUGACCCUGGAAGCCCCUUCAGGAGCGGAUUCCCACCAGGCAGCCUGCCUGCCAGCGUGGAAGAAACCUGGAAAGGCUGGAGUGAACAGUCUUGAGACCACGGAGAGAGGAGUGGCGUCCCUGGCCCAGGCCCUUCCCCACGCGGGGCGACCGUGGUCCCCAGGCCUGCGGGCCAUGGCGGACAGUGGCAGCUCCACCAGCAGCUCCAGUCCCUGGUGGAAAUCACUAACCAGGAAAAAAAGCAAGGAGGUCACUGUGGGGGCGCAGCCUCAUGUUCAGCCAGAGGCCGAGGACCAGUCACCACCUCACUUGGAUCGGACUAGCAGCUCUCGAGAGAACCAGCAUUCUGAUGUCCUUGGGGACACCGGAGAGCCUCCAGAUAAGUUGUGUGAGGAGAAAUCCGGCAAUAGCCGGCGCAAUUUGAAGAUCUCGCGCUCAGGCCGAUUUAAGGAGAAGAGGAAAGUGCGCGCCACACUGCUUCCUGAAGGAGACAGGUCCCCUGAGGAGGCUGACUUUCCAGAUGACCCCCAGGAGGACAAGCAAUAGCCUGAGCAAGCUUCUGAGAGAGAGAGAGAGACAGAGAGACAGAGACAGACUAUUACCCAAGUUCAGAAUAUUCAGAGGCCCAAGGCCUUCAAUAUUUACAUUUUUUCUAGAAAGUGAAAUGUCAGCUGAGUCUUCAAUACUCCAUGAUCAAAGACGAGUAAGUAUUUAUUUGUGGGAAGGAUAGGUAUCUGCUUCCGAGGAAGUCGGCUUUUUAAAAAGUUAUUCUGAGGCCUCGCUGUUGUUCCCAUCACCUGUGGAAGUGAAAAGGCUGAAUGGAUCUCUUGGAGGCAAUAAGUAUGUAAUCAUUUCUCCCGCUUCCCAGAUGAGGAAGCCGUGCUCUUACCGAGAACUCCAGAGAGCAAAUUACAGUACUGUUUUCAAUGACUGAGACAUGCACUUUAGGGUACUACCCUAGAUUUAUUCCUAUGUGAAGGGGUGGGAGAGAACCCCCCUCCUAGUUUAGAAGCGUUGAGAAGAUUGUUUUAAAUGAGGACUGCAAAGCUGUAUGCCUGUUUAUUGUGCACUAUUAAAACUGUUGAACUGUAA
Molecule: messenger RNA, 1502 nt
Organism: Peromyscus eremicus (cactus mouse)
Lineage: Eukaryota; Metazoa; Chordata; Mammalia; Rodentia; Cricetidae
Gene: Prr15
Product: proline rich 15
Exons: 2
Coding region: 585-956 (123 amino acids)
Source: RefSeq, a predicted model, not a curated record